AUGUCUACCACAAAUAAUAGUAAUAUUAAUAGAGAAAACUCUACUACUUUCUCUGAUUCAGAUUAUAAUAGUGCUGCAUACAAUGCUUAUCGUCCAACGUAUCCAUCUCGCCUCUUUUCAAAAAUUUAUGAUUACCAUGCUUCACAUUCGCCAUCUUUUUCAACUGCAUUAGACGUUGCAACUGGCACUGGCUACAUUGCCAAAGAGCUAUCAAAAAAAUUUCAACAAGUGUAUGCCACUGAUAUCUCACAAGUUAUGCUUUCUUCUGCUUCUCGCUCUUCAAACAUUCAAUAUUCUGUUAGCGCAGCCGAAGAUUUUUCUCAAUUCCAAGAUUCGACAUUUGACUUAGUUACAGUGGGUCAGGCACUUCACUGGUUCGAUAGAGAAAAGUUUUUUAAGGAGGCAUGGAGAGUUUUGAAACAAAGUGGAACAUUGGCUAUUUGGGCUUAUUCGCACCAUGUUGUCAAUGGAUAUCCAGCUGCCACGAAAAAAUUUAUGAAACUUAUAGUAGAGACAUUUGGUGACUAUUGGAAUCCUGGAAAUUCUGAAAAGUUAUCGUUAGAUAAUUUGUAUAGAGAUAUUGUGUUCCCUGAUGAAUUGUUCAGAAAUAUUAUUUGGGAAAGGUAUGAAUUUGAUGAGAAGGCAGGACAAAUAAUUAAUGAUGAAAGUCUUUUAAAUGAAGAAUGGAGUGUUGUGCGAUUGAAAAAUUAUAUGAAGACAUGGAGUGCCUACAAGAAUUAUAUGUCUAAGUAUCAAAAAGAAAACCAAAAAGUAGAAGAUCCAAUUGACAAGUUGUUUGAGGAACUUAAGAAGGAGGAAGGAUGGAAAGAUGACCAGAUUUUAAAAAUUUCCUGGCUUUUUGUCCUUUCCUUGGUUGAAAAAAA
Messenger RNA from Dentiscutata heterogama, 884 nucleotides. The record is from the annotation of a GenBank genome assembly. Lineage: Eukaryota; Fungi; Glomeromycota; Glomeromycetes; Diversisporales; Gigasporaceae.